Molecule: messenger RNA, 933 nt
Organism: Nycticebus coucang (slow loris)
Lineage: Eukaryota; Metazoa; Chordata; Mammalia; Primates; Lorisidae
Product: olfactory receptor 5M3-like
Exons: 1
Coding region: 1-933 (310 amino acids)
Biological process (GO): sensory perception of smell; G protein-coupled receptor signaling pathway
Cellular component (GO): membrane
Molecular function (GO): odorant binding; olfactory receptor activity; G protein-coupled receptor activity
Source: RefSeq, a predicted model, not a curated record
AUGCUGAAUUUCACUGAUGUGACAGAAUUUAUUCUUUUGGGAUUAACUAGUUAUCGAGAAUGGCGAGUUCUCCUCUUCGUCAUCUUUCUCGUGGUCUACAUUAUCACCUUGGUGGGCAACAUUGGAGUGAUCGCCUUAAUUAAGGUUAGUCCACAGCUGAACAGCCCCAUGUACUUUUUCCUCAGCCAUUUGUCCUUUAUUGAUGUGUGGUUUUCUUCCAACGUCACCCCUAAAUUGCUGGAAAACCUGCUAUCAGAGACAAAAACUAUUUCUUAUGCUGGGUGUUUGGUACAGUGCUUCUUCUUCAUUGCUCUUGUUCAUGUGGAAAUUUUUAUUCUGGCUGUGAUGGCCUUUGACAGAUACAUGGCAAUUGGGAACCCUCUGCUCUACAGCAGCAAAAUGUCAAGGGUUGUCUGUAUUCGACUGAUCUGUUUCCCUUACAUAUAUGGUUUCCUGACUAGUCUGGCAGCAACAUUAUGGACGUAUGGCUUGUACUUCUGUGGGAAAAUCGAGAUCAACCACUUCUACUGUGCAGAUCCACCUCUCAUCAAGAUGGCCUGUGCGGGGACCUUUGUGAAAGAAUAUACCAUGCUCAUACUGGCAGGAAUUAACUUCACAUAUUCCCUGAUUGUAAUUAUCAUCUCCUAUAUAUUCAUUCUCAUUGCCAUCCUACAAAUGCGCUCAGCAGAAGGGAGACGGAAAGCCUUUUCUACCUGUGGGUCCCAUCUGACAGCGGUCAUCAUAUUUUACGGUACCCUGAUCUUCAUGUAUCUCAGACGGCCCACCGAGGAGUCCGUGGAGCAGGGGAAGAUGGUGGCUGUCUUCUAUACCACGGUGAUCCCCAUGUUGAAUCCCAUUAUUUACACUCUGAGGAACAAGGAUGUGAAGGAGGCCAUGAACAAAGUAAUCAAUAGAAGAUAUUUAACAAAAUAA